This is a messenger RNA of Pungitius pungitius (ninespine stickleback), 3714 nucleotides long. Its product is annotated as G-protein coupled receptor 26-like. The coding region runs from base 644 to 1654 and encodes 336 amino acids. The record is from RefSeq and is a predicted model, not a curated record. Lineage: Eukaryota; Metazoa; Chordata; Actinopteri; Perciformes; Gasterosteidae. Gene Ontology annotation, cellular component: membrane. The transcript has 3 exons. Gene Ontology annotation, molecular function: G protein-coupled receptor activity. Gene Ontology annotation, biological process: adenylate cyclase-activating G protein-coupled receptor signaling pathway.
ACACUGGUGACCACAUCCAAUGUGUAUUGAAUUAAUUAUAGAACAUUUAUGGAAAAUUGCAUGUCAAGUUAUUUACUGUAAAAUGUGUUGGGACUUUUUUUUUCUCAAUGUUUUUUAAAUUUUGUGAAAAGAAGGAAACUCUCCCUGGGGAAUCACCGCAAUUUCCCUUUUUUUAACAGGAACCCCCCCACUUAACUAAAAUGUGCCUGUUCUCUUGGUUUCUCCGAGGAGACGCGGGAGAUCAAGUAGCCCACACACACUGUGCAGUGUGUGUGGAAGGGUAAUGCCUCGGGAGCGCAUCACAGGACGACAAACCCCCCCUUCUGCAAGACGCAGUGCCAGAAUAGCGCGAGAAUAGAGUGGCACAAAAGCUGCUUUCUUGUAGUUUGAAGGCAAAACGGGGAAGAUCCUCUCGUCGAAUGCGCACUUCUCUACUAUAAUGCCGAAAUCCUCUUGAUCAUCGUCUUUGCUGGCUCGCGCACAGAGACAUGUAGCGGAGAGAAAAACAAGGGGGACUCCACCGGUGGAGGGAUCUGGGGAUGCACGGGCACGGUUACGGGUGAUUCGUGCCGUUCUGCCGCCGCCAAACAAGACUGGAUAUGCUCACAGAAAGUGGGGACAAGUGAGUUUCGGGGCCCGCAGGAUGGACACUGCGCAGGUGAUCCUCUCCGUGUUGGUGGUUGUGAUUAUCAUAGUGUCGUUGCUGUCCAACGUCCUGGUGCUGAUCUGCUUCCUGUACAAUCCGGAGAUCCGCAAGCAGGUCCCCGGUCUGUUCAACCUCAACCUCACCUUCUGCAACUUGUUGCUGACCGUGUCCAACAUGCCGCUCACGCUGGUGGGACUCGUCAGUGAGGCUCGGCCGGGGGGAGACGGCUUCUGCCAGAUCGUGGGCUUCCUGGACACCUUCCUGUCCACCAACUCGAUGCUGAGCAUGGCAGCUCUGAGCAUCGACAGGUGGAUCGCCGUGGUGUUCCCCCUGAGGUACCACUCCAAAAUGCGCCACAAAGACGCGGUUCUUGUGCUCGGGUACACGUGGGCGCACUCCAUGUCCUUCUCCACGGUGGCCACCUGCUUCUCUUGGGUGGGAUACCACCGGCUUUACGCGUCCUGCACCCUGUUCAACCCGAGGGCGAGCAGUCGGACCCAGUUUGUUAUCUUCACCGUCUUUUUCCACUCCUUCACAUUUUUCCUGUCUUUUAUAGUGCUGUGUGUCACAUACCUCAAAGUGCUUAAGGUGGCAAGGUUUCACUGUAAGCGGAUUGACGUUAUUACAAUGCAAACUUUGGUUUUGCUGGUGGAUAUACAUCCCAGUGUUCGGCAGCGUUGCCUGGAGGAGCAGAGGAGGAGACGACAGAGAGCCUCAAGGAAAAUCAGCACCUUCAUUGGCACCUUCAUGCUGUGCUUCGCUCCCUAUGUGAUUACAAGGAUUGUGGAGCUAUUUCCAGCGGUGCCUAUCACCCCCCACUGGGGAGUUGUCUCCAAGUGCUUGACCUACAGCAAGGCGGCAUGCGACCCCUUUGUGUACUCCCUUCUACGACACCAGUACAGGAAGACGUGCAGCGAAAUCACCAACAGGCUGCUGAAGCGCAGCUCCAUGAACGCAUCCGGGCCCGGGCACGAGACCCAAGUGCACAGCAUACCUGCCGCAGAGUGACAGGUACACAGCGACGCCCCGGCGAAUACAAGGAUGAUUUACCCUAUCGACGAAGAGGAGAUCUAAAAGGUUGUUCCUGUCCACGUCUGCUUGAAUUUAGUCCGACAAGCCAAAUCAAUUAAAAAAAAUAAAAUAAACAUCACUACGGAUGAGGGGAAAUCCUAGCACACCACUGUGGUUGCACACUGAGUUCCCAGAGCAGCAUAUCAGUGCAGUGAGCUUGAGAGGACAAUGAGCAACGGCAGACUUCACAUCCACCUGCAGAGACAGACGUGCUCACCCGAGAACAACGACAAGUUCGUAGCCUCAUUAUGGAACUUUUCUAGUGUGAUAUAAGAUGUUUUGUCAUUAUUUGACAAUGCUCUAAUAAAUAUUUAUAUUAUCUUUUAAAAAAUACAAAAAAUUAAAGGAGUUCUAUCAAAGUGUUUGUAGUUGACAAGUGAUAUGUUCAAAAUGUAUGUAGCACUGAAGACUAGCCUAACCAAAACUUGUCAGUCCCCAAAUUGUAUCACGGAUGAAAACAUAAAACAAAACAAACCUGCUGCACAUUUAGGCUCAGGUUAUUUCCGACUUGAUGGGGUAAAAUACAAUACUAAUUUAACGAAUUUUAUUUUUGUAGUAGUAUUGCUUUUUGUAGUGUUGGGGCCAAUGAAGGAUACCAAAGCAAGAGUGUCUUUCUUUGCUGCACGUGGGUAAACGCAUUGUUUUGAAGAAAAAAAAUAGGCCUUCAAGCCGGCUGCCUUCGCUGUCACAAUGAAUGACGUAUGCCCCUCAGGUUGUUUGGUCAAGUGGAGCGUGAUUAACUGUAUUUGGCGAGGUUUGUGCUCACAGAGAGGAGGAACCCGCUGAGACUCCUUUAUGCUUUCUCACACAUUUGGGCUACACAGGCCAGAGAAAAGAAAAUGUAAAAGAUGUGUUUUAUUGCCUUCACUUAGCAGAGGGAUCACAUGACACCUAAUGGCAUCACAUGAUAUGUAACAGCAAUGACUUCUGUUUUACUUGUAAUGUUUGGGAAAUAUGUAUAUGUAUUUUUAAUGAAAUGGAUCAUCUAUAAAAGGAUGCAAGAUAUCACCUUUUUACUCUCACUUUAAAUAGAUAUUAUCUAUAUUUAUUUAGUCCCGUUGCUUGUAAGGUGAAGUAGUUCCAGAGGCCUCCUGACUGACAAAGUGUGAUCUAUUAUACCUGUUCUAUUCAUUUUGUGUUCUGUAUCAGAAGAUAGGCAGCUCUGCAUCAGAAGGCUAGGCUCCACUUGUUAUAGAGGUGAGCUGCUGUAGAUAGAGGUGCUUUAACACCGUAGUUAUGUCAUGCCGGAUGCACAGUGUCUUUACAUGGUACAUUGAAGGCUGAAAAAUAAGAUACUGUGUGUAUUACAAUGUGAUCAAUGGCGCCCAGUGAGCCAAAUAUUAGUAGCUGCAGUUCAUCUUACUGGAAAACAUAAGAGAAGAUGCGAAUAUUUAUGAAGUUAACAAUUGGUUUCUGCUUUGAUUUUGUGUUCAUGUGUUUAAGGAUCUAUGACAAUACAGAGGAGAAAUGGUUGUCUUGGACACAUGAUGCAUUGCGCAGUGUGUGUGUGACACUCCAAGACAGCCAACGCCUUAAAUUCUGUAAUUUAUGAUGGUUUCAAAUGUUGCCAUUCACAGUGGCAUAUGGAUAUCUUGAACAAUGUACAUGUAUAGAUAUGGUCAAUCAUUGUAACUUUUGCCGAUGUUUUGCACUGAUGUAGAUUAGUCAUUUUCUCACACGAUGAUUAUUCGAUGAAGAACAACAUAAACAUAAAAAAAUAUACAUGAAACAAUAUAAUAUGUGGACAGAUUUAGAGAAAUGAAGAUGUGAAAUAUAUUUUUGUUUCUUGGAUAUACGUACACGUAAUUUAUGCAGCACUGUAUUGGUUUGAGUGUUACAGAAUGUGCUUCUUCACAUGCAAAAUAAGCUUGAACUGUUGUGGAUAGGUGUCAGUGAAUUGAGUGUAAUAUACCUCAUUUUGUUAUGGUAACUGGGUUGACUGCCUGAAGUGUUUUGUUAUGUACAUCCUAAUUCAUUAAACCACUGGCUUGAUGCUG